This is a messenger RNA of Anarrhichthys ocellatus (wolf-eel), 2201 nucleotides long. RefSeq names its product gastrula zinc finger protein XlCGF53.1-like. The transcript has 3 exons. The record is from RefSeq and is a predicted model, not a curated record. Gene Ontology annotation, molecular function: DNA-binding transcription factor activity, RNA polymerase II-specific; RNA polymerase II cis-regulatory region sequence-specific DNA binding. Bases 167 to 1450 code for a protein of 427 amino acids. Lineage: Eukaryota; Metazoa; Chordata; Actinopteri; Perciformes; Anarhichadidae. Gene Ontology annotation, biological process: regulation of transcription by RNA polymerase II.
GGAGAAAAAAGAAAAGAAAACGUUGGUCGUCUUUGUAACGAGAGCAGAACUUUAACAUCUUAACGGGUCUAUAGUCGGCGGCUCCGGUACCGACGUCAUUUCAGAGCCUCCUCGGAGCUCCGUGUUGCCCGUUAAGAGGGGUCCUCGGUCCUCAGUCCCGGUUGUCAUGGCCGUCCUAAGCAACAGAGCUCUUCACGAGCAGCUCUCCAUCAUCAUGGGCGCCCUGACCAAGGCGGCGGUGGCGGAGAUCUGCGAGGUGCUGGACGAAGGUUACGCGGUGCUGCAGAUGGAGAUCAGCCGGAGCCACAAGGAGAACGACGACCUGAGGAAGAAGCUGCACCUCAUCGAGUCCAUCGUGGUCCGGGGGAGCCUCGGCGGGGUAAAGGCGGCGGUGGAACCGGAGCUCGUACCUGUCGCGGAGGGUGAACAGCGGGCGGAAACACCGCAGCGGCACCGGGACAGUGACGGAGGAGACACCGCUGAUUCUACCGGAGGAGACGUUGUGGUGGUGCGGGAGGAGCUUCCAGACGUGGUGUUGAUCAAAGACGAAGACUCCGACAGUAACGACACCUUUGAAGAAGAUAAACCGGCGGCUGCAGCCAGAGAGAUCGUCACGUCGACGCCCGUUGGCCGGAGCACCAAGAGACGCUGGCCUGGAGGCGAAGACGGCAACAGGAAGUCGUCCUCCGAGCCGCUCGCCGAGAAGAAGACCGUGACCGUCUACAGUCUGGACUCUCCUCGCAGCGAGCCGGGCUUCUCUGUACAGCUCGGCGGCAACGACGACGACGACAACAUGGAGGCCGGCGAGUCGGUGUGUUCCUACUCCUCACACGUGGACCCGGACGUCCAGCUGGUCCACCAGGACUGCUCGCUGGUCCCCCCGAGCUCCAACAGACAGAUGUAUUUCGGUAACGGCUCUCUGACCGAGUCCCCCGCAAACAGAGAGCUGGAUCUCAGCCUCACGUGGACCAAACAGUCGAAAGGCCACGUGACCUUUUCUCAGUUUCACCAAAGCGAGAACCUGGACGGCGACGCCUUCGGGCUCAAGAUGGUCAGCGUCACGGGCUCGAUCUCCACGGACUGCCAGCUGUCGGAGAGCAGCAGCUCCGCGUUAGAGUACGACGACGGCGGCGACGGUAUGAACUUUGGCCACUACGGCGACGGGCAGCCGGGCGCCCGAGGGCGGCGCUUCGUGUGCGCCGUGUGCUCCAAGACGUACGCCACGAGCCAGAACCUGGAGGUGCACAUGCGCAUCCACACCGGCGAGAGGCCGUUCUGCUGCAGCCAGUGCGGCAAGAAGUUCACCCAGUCGGCUCACCUGAAGUCGCACCUGAGCGUCCACUCCGGAGAGCGGCCGUACGCCUGCACGCUGUGCUGCAGGAGCUUCAUCGUCAAAUACAGCCUCAAGCUACACAUGAAGAAGUGUCACGACACCAUCUUGAGUGACUGAACGCUCUGUAGAUAUCACGCUUUAAAAAAAGGUUUUAACAUAUUUAUAGAGGUAUUUAAAGUGUGUUCUACUUUGAGCUAGAGAUGCUACAUAUGCAUCAGCCUUUAAUCAGACAUUUAAGUUGUUUUUUCAAGCAAAAAAUCCAAACAUGAUUCUUUGAGCUUCUGACAUUUGAUGACUUGCUGUGAACUGAUGUUUGGUGUGUCGAUCGAACACAACAAGACAUUUAAGGACGUCACCUCGGGCAUGGGGACAUUUUUAAGUAUUUAAAUUCUUAGAAAACCAAAUAAUGGAAUCUAAUUUAUCCAACAACAGGUUUCCUGAUUCUGGAAUAAAAUCAUUUCUAUUGCGCUCCGUCUCUGCUGUUAAUACGUCUUCAGUGUGAAAAGCACAAACACUGUAUGAGUCACGUGUCUUUCUUGGUUAAUAAAAGUAAUCAUGAAACUGUUUGGCAUCAGUUAUUGGUUGUAAAACAUGUAUUUAUAGUUAUUUAAUCCCAAAGGUGAAAGGAUAGAGAUCAGCUGUAGCAGUAACUAUUAAAUGGUAUUUUCUACCAAAAGAGAAAUCAAAAGGUUGUUUACUGAAGUGUCCUGUUAACUCAGCAUCAGUUUAAAGAUAUAGAUAUGUAUCUGUGUGCAUCUUUUAAGUUACGCUUCCUCUCUGAUCAUUCGGUUUGAUUCUCAUUGUUUGAAAUGAUGAAAAACAACAAAUGGUCACACGGUUAAAACAGGUAUCAUCAUACAUGCAUACU